UUUCAUCAAACGGAUUUAGUACGAAAUUGACUAGUGAUAUUUUGGGAAAGGAAACCAGUUUCAACCCUGAGGGAGGAAGGGAGAUGACCCUGGGAACGAGGUUGUGAAUACGCGGAAUAUUUUCACGAUUCACACCCGUAUUUUAUAUUAUUGUGUUUUCCCGAGUAUCAAUGCCCUGUUAAUGAGUGUUUCUCACCACUUCGGUCUCUCUUUACCGGUAUCACGUUGAUUUUAUCCUCCCACCUGACUGUUGCGUGAUCAUUGUGGGCGUGACUUGCGUCACGCAUAUUGUUGAAGACGUCAUGCGCCCCUGAAAAAAAAAUUCUAUGGGGGAGCCGAAAUGUUAAUGCAAGCCAGAAAUAUUUUCUCGCUUGGUUGUGAGCGAGACGGGGAAAUUAAGAUCAAAUUGGUAUGCGUUCUUGUUUAAAUACUUCCGAACUUUGCCAUUUCAUAAAUCUUUGCCAUUUCAUACCAUCUCAAUCAUGUCAAUCUUUUCUGCACGCCGUAAAGAGCUACACGCACGACUGUGCACGUAGCGCCGGACUCUGACCUGUCCAAAAUUUUUUUAAAAUGUAAGUUAAAAGCCAUUUUUCAUCCGGAACAUAAGCAGUGCUGAAUAAAAUAAAACUUUGAUCAGUUCUGUUUUGCAACUCUUGGCUCAGCAGAAUAUAAUUUUGCCAAAUCAAAAUUUGUCAAAGAAGAUUUUGAAAGGGAAAAUGCCGUGCAAGGCGGGAAAUACCCCCAUCGCAUAUUAAUCACAUCCUAUCACCCCGUAUCAUCCGGGGGGGUUCCCUCGGUGUCAGCCGUAAUCCACUCUUCCGCGAUUUUUCAAGUUCUCUACUGCUUAGUCAUUCCAUGAAGCACGUACUCUAUGCAAGAUAUGCUGACCUAGUAUUUGUAACCACCGAUGACUCCGUUCCCUUUGAAAACACUACAGGAUAAACUGGAACGCAAUGUUUAGUUCGUUAUUGGAAGACUUGGAAAGAGCCAGGCAAAUGGACAUCUCAUAAAGAUAAUUAUUUGACACAGUUUCAAAAGUCGUGUGAGAAGAUGCGUACCCCACUUCAUGAACAUGAGUUGGAGCAAGUUAAUCCUAUGACCGUGUACCAGGCUUAUGGAGGUCGUUGGAAGUGCGACAAUUGCAAUGGCGAGAGCAGUGCAACGUCGUUUCCGUUCCAUUGCAGCCGAUGCGCUUUUGACUUGUGCUAUUCAUGCAUGCACAUGCAGCUUCUGCAAAGCACUGCAGCACAUCGACACCCUUUGCUAUAUAUGGAAACAAGCAGGCUGCUUUAUCAAAAUCAGAAUGGAAUUUGGAGAUGUGCUGUUUGUAAAAGCACAAGUGACAAUCUAAGGCAAACAUUCUCCUACCACUGUCCCACCUGUGAUAGCUUUGACAUUUGCAGAAACUGUUUUGAGCCAAAGCAGCAUCCAGUUCAUGUCCAUGUACUGAACCUAGUAGAUACCUCGCUUAUCUAUACACAAACUGGGGGAAGUUGGGUGUGUGACAUCUGUAGCAAUUCAAGCAGGCCAUUUGAGACAUUCUCACAUCAUUGUUCAGAGUGUGAAUUUGAUGUGUGCCAUAACUGUUUUAAACCACAUAAUACCCCACUACAUCCCCACCCACUGUACAGAGCAGACUCACAUUUUGUGUAUGCACAGUUCAGUGGAGGGUGGCGCUGUGAUAACUGUGGUUCAGUCCACAACAAUCCCACAGAUAACAAGCCAUGGCAUUGCCAGACAUGUGAAUACGACCUGUGUCACUCCUGCAUGAGUGGAACAAUCGAAGCUGACCAAACUGGUCCAUCAUUACCAAAUGUAACCAGAAACAGAGGAUUUGAGUCAAGCAGACCAGGCUUCAGUUUUAAUCGCAGACCGGAAGAGAACCCAUGGAUAACAAGAGAUCGUUUGACUCCCACGUCAGCUGCUGAGGCCAGCCCAUCUUUCGUGACAGAAAAAGGAAACACUGUCGCGUCACCCGAAGACAUAGAUGUCAACACCAAGUGUAUUAUCUGCAUGGAGAACCCCAAAAAUGCCACACUCAUUCACGGUGACACUGGGCACUGCUGCUGUUGCUGGCCCUGUGCACAAGUCCUAAAGCAAAGGGGCGACCCAUGCCCCAUUUGCAGGGCGCACAUUGAGCACGUGAUCAGACAGUUUAAUGCUUGAAGAGCAUUGUUACCCUGGUCAGUGAGUUGGUACGUAGGCACUGGAUGUUGAUUAGAUUAAGUAAGGAAUGUAAAAAUGAGUAAGUAUUGUAACAAACAUAUAAUUAUUAUAAAUGUAAAAGAAAGAAGAGUCAGUUUAAAAAGUCCAACAAAUGCAAAGAUAUCUCAGUUAUUCUCGCUACAGUAAGCCAGUCAAAACUGCAGCAUAAUUUCAUAAACAGACCUAACCAAAAUCAUUGCUAAUGAAAUUCGGUUAAUAAGUGCGAAUUAACUAGUUUGUGAUCACCUUCCGUUCCAUUAUUUUAUUUGCUGUAAAUUUGACCUUCAUUCAGUGGUCAGCAGUGUCUAGUAACCAGACGUGGUCACCAUUUAACGCCACAACUAAAACUAUAAAAAAUCACUUGUUAGCCUCAGUCAGUGUUUAUAGCCAUAGGCUAGUGAGGCCGAGCAAGUAACUGUACCCUUGUAAAAUUGUUAGUUCUGUCCAUGGUAAGGUUCUAUUAUAAACUCGAUUCCCUCUGUUGCGUUUAGUUUUUUACGAGCAUUUACGGGUUGUGUCUUUCAACCGCCUUGCUUGCGUGAAAUAGAAUAGAGAAAACAGCUUGCAUCACGUGUAACUUUCACCCACCGCCAUCAGAUGCAACCCGUCCGAUACAUUUUCGCCAUCAUGAUUAUAUUUUACACGCGCAAUUCAAUUAGAAUCCGCGCCCAUCAACGGACGUGAACAUAAUAAGGCGAGAAUGGAAAUCCAGCUCUAGCUGUGGUGACAAACAGUCCUUAGUUUAAAUUUACCAAAAGUCACCGUCGGAGGGUCACUUCUGGAGAAAAUUGUAGACUUCUAUUAAAAUUUGUCGUUUGAGCGUCCAUAAAAUGUUUAGCAGUGACCGUAUUCAGUUCCUAAGGGUAACUACAGGUUUAAAUGUAUGUACAUUUUACUACUUCAAUCCAAUAACUGGAUUUCUGAUAAUGUUAGCUAAGAUGACUAGGGACAACAUAACUUAAAAAAUUUUCUCGUUUACACCUACAUAGACCGAGUCGGUAACAACUGUUUAAAAAAUUCAA
Orbicella faveolata is the source of this 3227-nucleotide messenger RNA. RefSeq lists its product as uncharacterized. Gene Ontology annotation, biological process: protein ubiquitination. The record is from RefSeq and is a predicted model, not a curated record. Gene Ontology annotation, molecular function: ubiquitin-protein transferase activity. NCBI's taxonomy places the organism in Eukaryota, Metazoa, Cnidaria, Anthozoa, Scleractinia, Merulinidae.